CUGUAAAAAAAGUCCGUGGAUUUAACGGUGAAAGAAUGUAAAAUAGUGAAGGAAAAAAAACGUAAUUAAAAAAUCAUGAAAUUACCGUUAAAUUGACGGUGUAAUGCUGUUAAUGUAAAAACAAGGACAUUUAAUAUGUUUCACCUGAUUGCUUUGUAAAAUGUCUGUUAUUUUACCACCAAACAACAUAGCACACAAACAAAAUAAACAGAUAAUCACUGUAGGCCUAUUGCAAAAAUUUCUGAUGUAUGCUGUUAGCAGUAUGUUAUGCACUUGUGUUUUUUAACAAUAAAUCAGGCAGCUUAAAAAACUUUAGUCUCUCCCAUAAUAAAAUACUUAAUGUAAUAUUACAUAUUAAAUGAAGUAUUUUAAUUGCAAUGACUCCUCCUGAUUUAGACUCCUCAGUAAUGUCAUUAAAUUCUGAAAUUAAUAUGAAAUGCAAUAUGUAAAAGGUUUUAAAAUCCAUACUUUAUGUUAUUGUUUUGGGUUCAUAUGCAAUAUAUUGCAUUUAUAUUAUGUUGCAUCAUAUUAAUUAAAAACAUUUUUAAAAAUUGUAAUUUUUAUGUUAUGUUAAAUUAAGGCUUUACUUUAUGCUACAGUCUUCAUUUUAUUAGUUGUCCACUCAGUACAACGACUUUGUAUAAAGUGAAGGAUUUUUUUAUAAAAUGUAUUGAUUUUUGAACUGUCCAAUCAGCGCCCACGUUGCACCGUUGCCGAUGCCGUUGCCUAGGAUAGCUCAUUAGGUUCGCGGUCUUUCUGGAACACAGUCAAGAAAAGCAUCGUGCUGCUGUUUACUCCUCUGAUUUUAAGUGCUAUUCGUCUCUUUGGUGAGCACAUAUAAGCACAGUUUGUUACAUUUAAGAUAUAAUAAUUGCCUUCGUUAUCAGUUUUAGUUAUGGUUAUAUUCUGAGUUAAGUUACUUGCAAAAAUAUUUGUGAGGUAAACCAUAUGCGCGAGCCCGUUGGUUUGGCGGUCUUUCUGGAACACAGCCAAGCAAAGCAUCGUGCUGCUGUUUACUCCUCUGAUUUUAAGUGUUAUUCGUCUCUUUGGUGAGCACAUAUAAGCACAGUUUGUUACAUUUAAGAUAUAAUAAUUGCCUUCGUUAUCAGUUUUAGUUAUGGUUAUAUUCUGAGUUAAGUUACUUGCAAAAAUAUUUGUGAGGUAAACCAUAUGCGCGAGCCCGUUGGUUUGGCGGUCUUUCUGGAACACAGCCAAGCAAAGCAUCGUGCUGCUGUUUACUCCUCUGAUUUUAAGUGUUAUUCGUCUCUUUGGUGAGCACAUAUAAGCACAGUUUGUUACAUUUAAGAUAUAAUAAUUGCCUUCGUUAUCAGUUUUAGUUAUGGUUAUAUUCUGAGUUAAGUUACUUGCAAAAAUAUUUGUGAGGUAAACCAUAUGCGUUGGCGGUUUUUUUAGCUGACCCAGGAAAGGAAGGCGACGUGCUGCUGUUAACUCAUGAAAUGUAAAUUAAAUGAACACACAAAAUCUCUUUGGUGAGCACAUAUAAGCCCAGUUUGUGGUAUUAAUUGUCUUAUUGUAUAUAAGGUUAUGCGGUUGUGUUUUAAAGCGUUUGGUAUUUUUUCAUGUAAUUUUUCAAAUGUCAAGAAUAAACGUGUAACGUUAACCAGCUGGAUGUCUACUAGUUGUUAAUAUUUUAACCUUUUAAUAGCCUAUAUAACCUUAACGUUACACCCUAACUGUUAGUAGUUUACUAAUUCGCUCGGGAAUUCGCUUGGUUUCUUUGUCAUUAAAACAUUUUGCGACCCAUAUAAGUUAUCAGUCUGUUUGUGGGGCUAAAGGAAUAAUAGUGGAGAUUGUAAUAAGAGCAUCAUAUUAAACCAUUUGUAAAAGCCCUGGUUUCAAGUUUUAAAGCUUUUUUGUUUUAUUGUCAUUUCAGUUGUCCAGUCAGUGCCACUGCGUUGCAUAGUAUGUUUUAUUUUAAAUGAAAGUUAUUUCUUUUAUUAAAAGUCUUGUCUUUCUAUUGACGAUCAGUCCCGUCAGCACUCAAGACGUUGCACUGCCUGCUCUGUGUCGUUUGUUUGGCGGUCUUUCUGCAACACGCACAGGAAGCACAGGAAUUGCUCCUUUAACAGCAUUGAUCAUUCACAUCGACAAUCUGCACCAGAGAUUACAUCUGUUUCAACUGAGCAAUAUCCUGCAGCUUCUGACCUGGAUGUAAAUACAGGUGAGUCAGAAGUUGAAAUGGGUUCAUUUGAAAAUUUUGAUGAUUUAUUUUUAAAAAAUCUUAGCUUAUUUUAUCUGAAAUUACAAGGACAGUUUCUUCUCGCAGCUUCUACAAUACAAAAUAUUGUAGAUGAGAUGCAAAAUAUUCAUGAAUUGGGACAAACAUAUACUGUUAGUAAGCUUCAUUCACUUUUGCAGAAUGACCUGUCACUACCUGAGGAAACAAUUUCUAAAAUCCUUGCUACAGUGAAAGAAUCAGACUUGUUUUCUAUGUGUCACAAGGGACCUUUGCGAACAGUGUACUCAAGGAGCCAGGCAUUUAAAAAAGUAUUCAGCUAUGUUGAACCAAAAAGAAUACUUUUAGGUAGAGAUGAGAACCGGAAAGAGCAGUUUGCAUAUUAUGUUCCUGUAAAAGAGACAUUGAGGUGUUUGUUAAAUUCAGAUAUUGGGAAGAAUUACAUUUCAAUGCACCUGACUGAAAACAACUCUGACAUUCUUUGUGAUUGCUCAGAUGGCCAAAUACUUAAGUGCAGAGAUUUCUCUGAAGACAAUCCAAGCCUUCAGCUACUGCUCUAUCAGGAUGCUUUUGAGGUGGUUAACCCUUUAGGGUCUGCACGCAAGAAACACAAAAUUUUGGCUGUUUAUCUCUCUCUCGUUAAUUUGCCAGCUCAUCUUAGGUCAAACACAGAACAUAUGCAGCUGGUUAUGUUGUGCAGGGAGAAGGACUUUAAAGACUUUGGCCAUGAAAGUGUUUUCUCACAGCUAGUAGCAGACCUGAAAGAUCUUGAGGAAAAUGGGAUUUCUCUGUCAGACCAGUCUGUUAUUAAAGGCAGUCUUUACUGCAUUGCUGGAGAUAACUUGGGAUCACACUGUAUUGGUGGGUUCACUGAAAACUUUAGCCAGUCCAAGUACUUUUGCAGGUACUGUCUAAUUACUAAAGAUGAAUUUCAGAGUGUUGACCCAAAUUCAUGUGGUCCACUACGUACUGUUGAGGGAUAUGAAUCUGCUGUUAAACAGUUACAGACAGAAGGCGUUACAGAGGUUCAAGGCAUAAAGUUCAGUUCAGUUUUCAGUUCUUUGAAAAACUUUAAAGUGUGCCAACCUGGCUUGCCACCUUGCCUUGGUCACGAUGUUUUUGAAGGCGUGUUGUCUUAUGAUGUUGUCCUGUACCUCAAGUAUUUUGUUAAGAAAAAGUGGUUCACUUACCCAGUUCUUAACCGUCGAAUCUGUCAGUUCAAAUAUAGUGGUUCUGACGCUCUCUCAAAACCUUGUGAGGUCAGUCCGCAUGGGCUUAAGCUGGCAGGUCAGGCCAUUCAAAAUUGGAAUUUUUUAAGGCUUCUACCUGUUAUACUUAGUGACAGAGUGCUAGAUCCUGCAGAUGAAGUUUGGCAGUUAACACUUCAGCUAAAGGAGAUUGUUGAACUGAUCUGUGCUCAGAAAAUUUCAGUGUCACAGGUUGCUUACUUGGAUGUUCUCAUACAGGAAUACUUGGAGUCCAGAAAAGCAGCAUUUCCUGAAGUAAAUCUGAGACCGAAACAUCACUACUUGCGGCACUAUCCAGUUAUGGAUGAAUCACAGCAAAGGAAUGUAACCAGUGCAAUUGUUCGGGUACUCCCAGAUCUUUCAUCUUCGGUGCUGGCAUCAGUUGUGGAGACACUGAAUUCACUUGGGGUAACUACACCUGAAGAUUUUCAGUAUGUUCAGGAAGCAGAUCUCCUUCCAGUAUUACGACACAUUCAGGCUAGGAAACUGGUAUCUGUCUUGGGCCAGAAUCAACAAAGCACUGGUUGCGGAUCAACUUCAGCAGAAAACAGUGACAGUCAUUUAGCUUCGUGUUCGUCAUCUUCAUCACAUCUUGUCAAGGUUUCCAAAGUGCCUUUAGACUGGGCAGACAACUUUAAAAUUCCAUGGCAGAAGCUUCCAGAAGAAAUUAUUCAUUGUUUAGAAAAAAAGAAGAGACUAAGUCCUCGAUUACGUCGAGAAAUGAUCAGAAUAGUGGUUUCGGACAUGUUGAAGGUAUGUGAUGGUCCCAGUAAACAAAGUUCAACAACCAUUGCUAAAAAGAUGGUGGCCAAAUACCCUGCAUCCCUGCAGGAUGUUAUUGAGGGUGAGAUAGUUGGUUCAGGGUAUCAUUCGCUGGUGAAACAGCUUCAGAAUCGUGUAGAAAACAUAAAGAGAUCAUAUGUGCCAAAAAUCAGAAAACGCAACAGAACGGAAGACUCUGACACAGACGAGAUUCCUGGUGAAAAAAAAGCAGCAGUUCAAGACACUUAUGGUUGUGUGAAUUGGGAAUUAAAACUUAUGCCACUCAGUGAGACUAAAGAGAGCCAGUUGGAUAAACAAGAACAAAUGAAGAUGAUGUCUACAACAGCUAAUCCUGACCCAGAAGUAGUAAGCAGUCUUUUGAAAGCAACAUACUAUACACAACGCAGAGACAUAAACAAUGGAACAAGCAUGCAACAGCUUUGUGAGACCUGGCCUUUUUUGUUUCGAGAGGUUGGCAUGUGUGUACACUUCAAGUUGCUAACAGGAAUCGAUCUAAAGGAGAUGCUCUUCAACAGCUUGGAUAAAAAGGGAAAGCGGCUCCUUAACUUUCUAAAAACUGUUGGUGCAGAACGGAAGAAACGAGUACUUCAAGCUGCUGCAAAACUUGAAGUUAUGAGGGGACAAAUUGAGGGAUGUUCUGAAGAUAUUAAAGACUUGGUACUGCUCCUGCUUGCCUACUUCGAUGAAAAGGAAGAGAUGAUGUUUCACUAUGUUGAAGAGUCUUGCCUUGUUGAAGAUGUACAGCUAGAUAAGUUACCAGCAACACCCUGCAUCGUUGUCUGUGGCUCUUCCUGCUACACAUCAAAGCUGUUCAUGGUGAGCAUUGACCAAAGGAUAACAACUCCACACAUUUCUACUUUCAUCUCAGCAAUAUGCAUAAUGUUUGGCAGCUUCUACUGUUUCAACAUUCAUUAUCCUUUGGAGCUGGGUUCUACUCUGGAGUUCCUGCAAAGAUGCUUCUUUAGCAUAAACCCAGAGAAGGGCACCAAAGUUGAAUGGAAAAAAAACAAAAAACAGCUCCCAGUGAAUCCCAGAGUCCUUACACUCAUAGCAGACCUUGCGGAUCAUGAAUGGAGAGCAGAUUAAGGUUGGACUCUGCUAUUAGUAUUUUGAUUUUUUUUUUUUUUGAGACAUUUUACAGGUGUUCUGUUCACUUUAAGGAUACAAGUUUGCAAAUUUGUAUUUGUUUACUUAAUCGCAAUGUUAAGUCACUUGCUGAUGCUCAGACUUUGUGUUUGAGAUUUCUGUGUUGUGUGUUGAAUGUUCCAUCCUACAAACUUAUGUAAUGGUACUAUGCGCCUGUAGUCAUUUUAAAAAAGAAAAUAUAUUUGUAGCUGAAAUUAAAUCUGUUUAAAGCCAAUGAAAUUCAGAGAUUUUAAGGUUUAUGUGGUUAUGCUGUUUUGUGUACUGUCAAUUUAUGAAUUUAUAUUUCCCUACGGAAAGAUACUUUUUGAUAUAAAAAAGUUAAAAUCUGUAUGCUCUCUAUACAUGGGUUGUGUAUACCUUUGGUGUUCAUGUUUUUCAUUAACAUGGUUAAACCAUUCUGAUGAUAGAACGUUCUGUGUAUGUUUUUUUAAAUGUUGCUUUCUGGUAAAUUUCUUGUAUUUCAAAAUGUUUGUUCUGCACUCUUGAACUGUUUAAUGAAAAGAAAUAUGGAUGCCUAAAUUUGUGUUUACUGAAUUUGUGGUAUUUAAAUAAAAAUGUAGCCAGUAUAAGUGA
Messenger RNA from Misgurnus anguillicaudatus (oriental weatherfish), 5946 nucleotides. NCBI's taxonomy places the organism in Eukaryota, Metazoa, Chordata, Actinopteri, Cypriniformes, Cobitidae. The record is from RefSeq and is a predicted model, not a curated record.